CGCGCGCAGGUGUGAGGGGCGGCGACAUCUGUGGGGUUCACAGCGUCCGUCAGUCACCGACGGGCUCCGGCUUCACGUGGGCUCUCGGCCUGUGGAGUCCUCACUUUGCGGUGGUCGGUGUAGUGUCAGCGUGGGGCUUGUCACCGGGAGCGGGGUCCACAGCGCCCACCCUCAGGCCUUUCCAUCCCUCACCUCCCGACUCGAGGCCUCCAGGCUUCUGUGAGGGCCAAUUUGGCCAUUUAUUUUUUCCAAAAACAGUAACGCAGAUAAUUCAAGUGACUUAUUCCCAAUUGAUCCAGGCAGAGCUCGUUUCUGAUAAGGCCAGAGGGUCCUCAACGACUUCUGUGGCCCGGGUCCGUUUUGGUUUGCCUCGCCCCCAAGGCUGGGAGAAACCGGCCUAUGGCAGCUCUUGCCCCUCCAAGGACCCAGCUGUCCCCUUUAAAGUGGCACGAUCUUGGCUCACUGCAACCUCUGCCUCCUGGGUUCAAGCGAUCCUUGUGCCACAGCCUCCUGAGUAGCUGGGAUUACGGGUGUGUGCCACCGCACCUGGCUAAUUUUUUUUUUUUUUGAGACGGAGUCUCACUCUGUCGCCCAGGCUGGAGUACAGUGGGGCGAUCUCGGCUCACUGCAACCUCCGCCUCAUGGGUUCAAGGAAUUCUACUGUCUCAGCCUCCCGAGUAGCUGGGAUUACAGAUUUCUCAAGGGGAAGAUAAAAUGACUAAGAGGAAGAAGCUGCGGACCUCAGGAGAGGGACUCUGUCCUCCAAAACCCCUAAAGAACCCAAGGCUAGGAGACUCUGAUGGGGACCCCCAGAGUUCCAUGUUGGGCUGUUUACAUCACCCUGAGGAGCCAGAGGGCAAACUGGGACCUGUUCCCUCUAGACAGCAGCACCGGGAGGAACCAGGAAAGGCCGUCUCCAGCUCCCCUGAUGAGGAAACAGGAUCUCCCUGCCGGCUCCUCCGUCAACCAGAAAAGGAGCCAUCUCCCCUUCCUCCUUCCCAGAACUCAGUUGGGAGGUUUGUUCCCCAGUUUGUAAAAUCCAGGAAGACAGUGGCAAGAAAAGAAGAGAUGAAGGAUGAGGACCGUGGGAGUGGGGCCUUUAGCCUGGAAGCACUCCCAGAGUCCAGCGCCCAGAGUCCAGGAUGCCAGCUGCUAGUGGAGACCCUGGGGGUCCCCCUCCAGGAGGCCACGGAGCCGGGGGACCCAACGCAGGCAGACAGUGCCCACCCUGAGCAGAGCAGCCAGAGCCCUGUGCAGGCGGUGCCCAGCAGUGGGGAUUCUCAGCCUGAUGACCCUCCAGACAGGGGGACGGGGUUGUCCGCCUCACAGAGGGCCAGCCAAGACCACCUGUCAGAACAAUGGGCUGACGACGACAGCAAGCCUGAGACAGACAGGGUUCCAGGUGAUCAUGGCCAAAAGGAAUACCUACCAAGCAGUGAUUCUGAAGGGGAGAAGCCAGACAGAGGAGCCCCCCAGGAGGGAGGGGCCCAAAGGACAGCAGGGGCUGGCGUGCCUGGAGGGCCCCAGGAGGAGGGAGAUGGUGUCCCCUGUACCCCAGCAUCAGCUCCUACCUCUGGCCCUGCUCCAGGACUGGGCCCUGCCUCUUGGUGCCUGGAACCCGGGUCUAUGGCCCAGGGCUCCCCUCACCCCCAGCAGACCCCCAGCAGGAUGGGUAGGGAAGGGGAAGGGACUCAUAAGGAAGGGGAGAGCCUGGGAUGCUCCUCCCUCGGGAUGGUUGUCAUCACAGACCUGAGCACAGACCCCACUGAGCUGGAAGAGAGGGCUCUGGAAGUGGCUGGGCCCGAUGGGCAGGCCAGUGCCAUAUCACCUGCCUCUCCCAAAAGGAAGGCCACUGAUGGAGGCCACAGGAGGGCCUUGCCAGGCUGCACCUCGCUCACUGGGGAAACCACAGGAGAAAGCGGGGAGGCAGGGCAGGAUGGCAAGCCCCCCGGCGAUGUCCUAGUGGGCCCUACAGCCUCCCUGGCUCUGGCACCUGGGAGCGGAGAGUCCAUGAUGGGUGCUGGAGAUUCCGGUCAUGCAUCCCCGGACACAGGUCCAUGUGUCAAUCAGAAGCAGGAGCCAGGCCCUGCUCAAGAGGCAGCUGAGUUAGGUGGCCAGAACCUCGAACGAGACCUCGAGGGGCUCCGUGUGUCCCCGCAAGCCUCUGUUCUGCUGGAACACAGAGAAACAGCAGACGGCCCUCUCCAGGAGCCCAGGGCUCAGCAGGGCAUUCCAGACACCACCUCAGACCUGGCAGGGCAGCGAGACCACCUGCCUCAUUCUGCAGACCACGGCACCUGUGCAGACUCUUUAGCUGUGGAACUCGACUUCCUGCUGGACAGCCAGAUACAGGAUGCCCUGGACGCCUCUGACUUCGAAGCCCCACCUGAGCAGCUCUUUCCUUCGGGGAACAAGCCGGGCCCUUGCUGGCUGGGCCCCAGCUCACCUGCCAAUGGAGACCCUGUUGCAGUGGCCAAGGCCCAGCCGAGGACUUUCGUGGGGAUCCAGGCCUCUGAGGCCUCCUGGAUGGAGGACGCCACCAACGUCGUGCGUGGCCUCAUCGUUGAGCUCUCCAACCUGAACCGACUGAUCAUGGGCACCCACCGGGACCUGGAAACUUUCAAGCGCCUCAACUACCGGAAGACAAAGCCGGGAGGCAAAGCCCCCCUGCCUUACCCUUCCAAGGGGCCUGGGAAUGUCCCUCGAGGGGACCCACCCUGGAGGGAGUUGUAGGCCACUUUGAGGUCUGUGUUUCCUUUGCCACCCAGCCCGCAUGUCUGCAGACCUCCUCCAAGAUGCUCCAGGGGGUCCUAGUGGACCCUACAAACCUCCCUUCAGUUGCCCGGAAGUUGGUCUUCGAUGGACAACACAAAGGAGGCCCUGAGGUCCUGGCCUCACCUGGCCAGGGUCAAGGUCAGUUGCCUCCCUUGGCUUCAGGGAGAGAAACUGUGUCUCCCACAGCCCCAGUGACUUCAAGCGGGCCUGGGCUCCAGGAAGCUGGCCACCUCCGAGCAGGGCCCAUCCUGUCCGGAUUUGCAAAUUUUAGGGUCCUGAGCCAAGUAUGGAUGGUUCAGAAUUUGUUUCUUUCCUGGAGGAGAAGAGAGCUCCCUUUGUUUUCUUUCUCCCCAUUUCCAUUUUAUUUCUUCUGGGAAGACCCAUAAUAAAUGAUUCUGUA
Molecule: messenger RNA, 3175 nt
Organism: Pongo pygmaeus (Bornean orangutan)
Lineage: Eukaryota; Metazoa; Chordata; Mammalia; Primates; Hominidae
Gene: BRME1
Product: break repair meiotic recombinase recruitment factor 1
Exons: 9
Coding region: 715-2733 (672 amino acids)
Biological process (GO): double-strand break repair involved in meiotic recombination
Source: RefSeq, a predicted model, not a curated record